AUGGGUUUCUUAGUCUGCGCAGCCAUUAUUCACUUCUCUUCUAAUACUUGGUUUUGCCGCUUUGAUCGCCAGAAGAUCACAGACUUGACUCCUUUGCAUAACAAUUUUGGGGCGGGCGUACUCGGCUCGGUGGACCUCUUUCCCCACCUGCGCCCCUUGCGGACCAAACUUUUCCCUCUCACCUCCCCGCCAGCUGCCCGCAGCGCGGCUCUCGGUAGGAACCCGGAGUUUCCCCGCACCCUCCCCGGGAAGGGGGUCGGUCGGGGAGGUUGCACCCCAGGGGACGAAAGCGGGGCGCGGCCUGGCUCGGGCACGGGGGCCGGUGGGGAGGGCGGCGAGAAGGCGCUGGCCGGGAGCCCGAGCGCCGAGAACCUGGCGCGCCGACUUCUGCUUGCCUUCCCCGGGCCAGCGGCAGAAGAGCCGUGGGACCAGGGCUCAGCCCUGUAG
This is a messenger RNA of Rangifer tarandus platyrhynchus (Svalbard reindeer), 447 nucleotides long. Lineage: Eukaryota; Metazoa; Chordata; Mammalia; Artiodactyla; Cervidae. The record is from the annotation of a GenBank genome assembly.